GUGAAGCCUGUGACUCUCACAGUUUGAAGGAACUUAACACUCAGCAUAACUCUACUGAACGGGUUGUACCAUGGCAGAGCCUUUCCUUAGGCACGUCCAGCUUCUUGGAUUUGAGAAAAGAUUCUCUCCCAGCCAGCAUUAUGUAUACAUGUUCAUGGUCAAAUGGCAGGAUCUGACAGAGAAGCUUGUGUCCAGGAAAUAUACAGAAAUUUAUGAAUUCCAUAAAGCACUGAAAGAAAUGUUCCCUAUUGAGUCCGGACAAAUAAACAAAGAACACAGAACAAUCCCUCAUUUGCCAGCACCAAAAUGGUUUGAUGGCCUGAAGUCCACAGAGAACCGACAAGUCACCCUGGCGGAUUAUUGCUCAUCCCUACUCAGCCUUCCACCUAAGAUAUCUCGUUGCCCCCAUGUUCUCAACUUUUUCAAGGUCAGACCUGAUGAUGAAAACCCCACAGCAAGCAGCAAUGGUCGCAAGCCUGAAACUUUCUUGUUGAAGACAGAUAGCAGCAAGAAAAAUGUGUCUGACAUAACAGGUCCUAUUAUUCUGCAAUCAUAUCGCGCCAUUGCAGACUAUGAGAAGAAUUCCAAAAAUGAGCUGUCUGUAAAGACUGAUGAUGUUGUCGAUGUGGUGGAAAAAAAGGAAAAUGGUUGGUGGUUUUGUCAGAUGAAAAACAAGAGGGGAUGGUUUCCAGCUGCUUAUCUUGAACCACUAGAUAGCCCCGAUGAGCCUGAAGAUCAAGAACCAAAUUAUGAAGGUGAACUGCAUGUCACCAUAAAAGAGUACAUAGGAGAGUUAGAGGAUGAACUGUCCAUACAAGAAGGGGAAAGUGUGGAAGUCAUCCACAAGCUUCUUGAUGGUUGGUGGGUUGUGAGGAAAGGCAGCAAAACUGGUUACUUCCCUGCAAUAUACCUCCAAAAGUCUGGAGAUGCCAUUUCUGCAGGAGGGAGUCAGACAAAGGGCCUGCCACCCCGGAGGAGAACAAUUUCCAAUGCUAAUAGUAUCCACAAGAAAAAACGUAAAGAAAUUAGCCAAGACUCGUACAGAAGGAACAGCACGAAGUAUCUAAAACAGCGUCAAUCUAUUACUGAAGCUAUGAUAUCUAUGACCAUUGAGGAACAAAAGGAGAUGGAAACGACAGCUAAAGCUGAACCAGCAAUCCCACCAAGACCAAGUAAAGAACUCAUCCUCGACAAAUGUUCAGAUCAUACAAAGAACAAGAUCAAAACAGUCAAUUAAUAACAUUUAUGCUAGCAGAGCUAGUUGGGAUUGACACUCAGCAGUGAUAGAAAGAACAGUCGCUACAGAUAAAGAGAGAUUGAUUAGAAAUCUCAUGUGAACUUUGUUUCAUUUCUGUUUUCUUUAUUUAAAGGGAACCUGUCACCUCCAAAAG
This is a messenger RNA of Bufo gargarizans (Asiatic toad), 1391 nucleotides long. It is a transcript of the gene NCF1, whose product is annotated as neutrophil cytosolic factor 1. Gene Ontology annotation, biological process: superoxide anion generation; respiratory burst. Gene Ontology annotation, molecular function: phosphatidylinositol binding; superoxide-generating NADPH oxidase activator activity; protein binding. The record is from RefSeq and is a predicted model, not a curated record. The coding region runs from base 71 to 1237 and encodes 388 amino acids. Gene Ontology annotation, cellular component: NADPH oxidase complex; cytoplasm. The transcript has 11 exons. Lineage: Eukaryota; Metazoa; Chordata; Amphibia; Anura; Bufonidae.